AUGUCCUUACUUAUCCGUACUGAUGUAACUGCUGUUAUACUUUAUGAAGACUAUAUAAUUGCAGGUAUAGGUAGUUCUUUACAUGUUUAUGAAAAGAAUACUGCAAAAAGUUUAGAAACCCACAAUCAUGUACUUGAAGGGCAAAAAAUAUAUGGUAUUAUACCCAUUAAAGAUAAAUCUAAGAUAUUAAUAUUUGGUGGUAAGCAGUUUAAAGUUAUACACAGAUCAAAUCUGGAGCUGAGAUUGUUUGAUUUCUCCCCUGGUAGUAUUUUGUGUGAUGAUUGGCUGCACAGUGGUGUCUGGACAUCCGAUAAUAAAAUAGCUCUUUUAACAGCACACAAUGUUUUUCAGGUGUGGGAGGUAUCAAAUAACCCUAUUCUAAUAUCCUGUACCAUCAACAAGGACAACUCAAUAUUAUACAGUGGUCUUAUUACACCGUUAAUAGAUGACAUACUAGUCUUCAGCGGUACAGUCUUCUCUGAAGUGAUAAUAUCAAGAUGUGAAUGCAAAGAGCCCCUGCAUCGAUUGAUUGGCCACAAAGGUGUAAUAUUUUCAGUUUCGUGUAGCAUAGAAAGAGGAAUCAUAGUGACCACAUCUGACGAUCGUUCUGUUCGUAUAUGGGGCUUAAAUGGGCCUGCUUUAGAUCGCAACACAAAGGCUUAUUGGGACAGUGUUACCAUUUCAUGCAUACAUGAAUUAUAUGGACAUUUGGCCAGGGUGAUGCGAAACUGUAUUACAAACAGAUACGUAAUAUCUGUCGGCGAAGAUUCGGGCAUUUGUUUCUGGGAUUCUGAUGGAACGUUACUCAAGAGGAUUGGUGCCCAUCAAAAUGCACCUAUAUGGUCCGUUGACGUUGACGAACAUAAUCUGGUCACGGGUGGAGCGGAUUGUGGUGUAACCACACAUCCUUUAACAGUUGCCAGUGAUUACAGUAAUCCUGAUACACUGAGAAUAGGUGAAGGAACACCCAAGAAGUUAGUUUAUACAGCACGAAGAAAUUUAGCUAUCCUCAACGAAACCGGACAUUUGAUUUAUUAUGUUAUAGCUGGGAAAACAGAAUUUAUACAUAAAAUAAAACAUGAGUCUACUUACGUAAUGCUUAGUAUUUCGCCGUGUAAGCAAAUAAUAGCAGUGGCUGAUAUGAAUGGAAAUCUAGAGGUUUUUGUUGAAAACUGUAAAGGCCCUGCAAGUGUUCAGAAUGUUAUAAGCACAAAACUACAAAUAAAUAAAAUUUUGUCUAUGCAAUGGGCAGACAACAGACAUUUAGUACUCUGUUCCGAAAGUGGUGAGAUAUGUGUUGUAGCAUCUAAAGGUAGUGAAGUAGAAAUUGUUUCAAAAUUUUUACUGCCACAUUGUAAAGAAAGAUGGCUCACAUCUGCAGCUAUGCACUUAGACAAUAACUUAUUAGUUGUGGGAGAUCGAUGUGGUAACAUUCAUUGUUACAAAGAAGGCAAAACUCCUAUAAAAACAUUCGCUAAAGUACAUGGUAGAUAUGGUCCUACCUCGAUAAGAAUAAAAAAUAAUGAAAUUGUAACAACUGGUAGAGACGGAACAAUCAAAUAUUUUACAGUGAAUUGUAACAACGGCGUAUAUCGAAUAAAACAUAUUAGUUCUAAGGAUUUAGGAUUUCAGUGGGUAGAAAAAUGUAUUGACUCCCAAAGUAAUUUAUUUUGUGGUUUCCAAGAGAGAGUGUUUGUUAUAACCGAUUUAAAAAAUAAUUCGAAGCUACUCGAAGUUCCUUGUGGCGGAGGCCAUAGAUCUUGGGACGUAGUACGCUAUAUAGAAAAUAUAAAUAAUGAUUAUGAACAAAUCAUUAAAUUAGUUUACUUAAAAAAUUGUGAUAUUAACAUGGAGACAUUUUGUUUAAGUAAAAUUACAUCCAAAGACAUUAUAAAGGGUACCCAUCCAAAAGAGAUUAACUGCUUGAAAUCAUACCACCCACAGUUGGAGAAAUCUAUGACGUUCUUUAUAUCUGGUGGUGAAGAUACAACUCUAAGAAUUUCAAGUGUUAAAGGAACUAAACAUUUUCAAGAUGAGGUUAUUAUAAAACAUCUGUCUAGUAUCAGAUCUUUGAAAGUUUUUCUUUUAGAAAGUGAUAAACUACUUGUUGUAUCUGGUGGUGGAAGAGCACAGAUUUGUAUCAAUAUAAUACAUUUUGUUAAAGACUGUGACAAUGUUAAAGUAGUAGUGGAAGAUGUUGUUGACUUUUUAGUCAAAGGGACAGACAAAGAGCGUAAAGGUGACAAAACUUGGCGUAACUGUUUUGUGGAUUUCGAUCCAGAAACUCGAAUCAUGGAUUUAGAGAUUGUUGAAAACAAAGAUAAUUGUUUUCUUAUCUAUGCAGGGUGUUCGGAUGCGUACCUUAGAAUUUUCCAAUUUAAAUACAACGGGGACAAAGUAACGUUCGAACCUUUGGGACAGCUGAAGUAUCAUAAAACGUGCAUACUUAAAACACAUUGUGUUAAAUUUCUAGAUAGGAUUAUUUUACUGACGUGUACCACAAGAGGAGAGGUUUGCUUUUGGGAUGUUACUGAACCAACUAGUGUAACAGAUAAUGAUACUACAGUUUUCUCCGAACCUUUCCUCUCUACAACCACCAACAAAUCUGGGAUUAACUGCAUUGCGUCAAAAAUAAUUUCCGAUUCAGAAAUAUUGUUCGCUACAGGAGGAGACGAUAAUGCUAUCCAUGUGAAAAUAGUUCAUGUUCCAAGUGAAGAUAUCAAAUCGGCUAAAAUUGUUCAUAAUUGGACAUCUGAUAAAUUUCACAGUUCUCAAAUAACUGGUGUUUUAAUAAAAGACAACACUUUAGUGACAGCGUCGAUUGAUCAAAGGGUUACAGUUUUUAAAAUAAGUAAGAAUGGCCGUGAAGUAGAAUAUUCUUAUCAAACUAUAAGUGAUGUAGCUGAUAUUCACGGCAUCGAUUUUGUCAAACAGUCCGGGGCCACAAAUACAAUUUCCGUUUUUGGAAAAGGGAUUGAAGUGUUAGCUCUAUCUUUAGAAGAAGCCAAUUUGACGACUGCAAUUUAA
This is a messenger RNA of Parnassius apollo (apollo), 3027 nucleotides long. NCBI's taxonomy places the organism in Eukaryota, Metazoa, Arthropoda, Insecta, Lepidoptera, Papilionidae. The record is from the annotation of a GenBank genome assembly.